This is a messenger RNA of Scatophagus argus, 3082 nucleotides long. RefSeq names its product GTPase IMAP family member 8-like. Lineage: Eukaryota; Metazoa; Chordata; Actinopteri; Scatophagidae. The transcript has 5 exons. The coding region runs from base 127 to 2112 and encodes 661 amino acids. The record is from RefSeq and is a predicted model, not a curated record. Gene Ontology annotation, molecular function: GTP binding.
CAGAAAAACAACCAGACUUUUCUUUCACUUUGAGCUGAAGCGUCGGUUGUGUCGCAGCAGGAAAUUGAUGAGUGUGCGGCUCCUCUGGCUGAAUCGUCUCUUGUGGGCUAACAGCAGAGUGUCAGUAUGGCUGAAGCACCUGGAGGAAGCCGGGGAACCUGGAGUGAUUGGAUACCCUGGGGAAAACCCACACAGGCACAGGAAGAACAUGCAGACUCCACUCAGAAGGACCCAGACUGGGAUUCGGGAUACCUGGAACCCUCUCAUGAUGUGCAGCCUGUGAAGCUCAGCAGCAGCUUUGAAUUCAUACCACCAACCUUCUCUGAGCUGCAGGUUGUUCUGCUGGGGAACAGCUGGUCUCAGAGGAGCUCAGUGAUCAACUUCAUUCUGAACGAGACAAACUUCAACACUGAGGAAGAACCAGACUGCUGUCAGACCAUCAGAGGACAGCUGAAAGAGAAAGAAAUCGUCCUCAUCAACACUCCAGAUCUGCUGCAUCCCAACAUCUCUGAGAACAAACUGAGAGAACAUGUGAAAAAGUGUGUGAGACUCUGUGGUCCUGGACCUCAUGUGUUCCUGCUGGUUCUCCAGCCUGAGGACUUCACUGAGGAACACAAACUGAAGCUCUGCAGAGUCCUUCAGCGCUUCAGUGAUCGAUCAUUUGAUCAUUCACUGGUUCUGAUGUCAACACCCAGAGAGGAGAGUCCAGGUUUCAUGGAAGAAUAUCAUCAGCGUCCACCCUUCAAAGACCUGAUCAGAAGAUGUCAGAACAGGUUCUUGUGGCAGAAGAAUCUUGAACUUCCAGAGCUGUUAACACGCUUUGAUCAAAUCGUAAAGGAGAACGAUGGAGGGCAUGUUAGCUGUGAUGUAUUUGAUGGGAAUCAGAGCAGAGAGAGUCUCAGGAUGGUGCUGAUUGGGAAGACUGGCAGUGGGAAGAGCUCUUCAGGAAACACCAUUCUGGGAAGAAAGGAGUUUAAGGCUGAAUUUAGUCAAACAUCAGUCACCAGACGUUGUCAGAAAGCACAUGGUGAGGUGGACGGUCGUCCAGUCUCUGUGGUCGACACUCCUGGUUUGUUUGACACAACUUUGUCUCAUGAACAAGUGAAUGAUGAGAUGGUGAAGUGCGUCAGUCUUCUGGCUCCUGGACCACAUGUCUUCCUGUUGGUGUUUGGGAUUCAGACAAGAUUUACACAAGAGGAGAAGGAGACUUUAACAAAAAUCAAAGAAGGCUUUGGGAAGAAAUCUGAGAAGUUCACCAUCGUUCUGUUAACUGGAGGAGAUAACCUGGAGGCUGACGGGGUAUCAGUUGAAGAAUAUUACAACACAUGUGAUGAAUCAUUUAAGAAAGUGAUUGCUGACUGUGGAGGAAGAUACCAUGUGUUUAAUAACCGCACAAACAACAACACACAAGUCAGAGAGCUGAUAGCCAAGAUUGACUCCAUGGUGAAGGAAAAUGGAGGCAGCUGCUUCACUAAUGAGAUGCUGCAAGAGGCUGAGGCAGCAAUAAGGAAAGAAAUGGAGAAGAUCCUGAAGGAGAAGGAGGAAGAGAUGGAGAAAGAGAGGGAAGAGCUUCAAAGAAAACAUGAUGAAGAAAUGGAAACAAUGAAAAGAAGAAUAGAGGAACAGAGAGAAGAAGUUCAAAAGGAGAGAAAACUGAGAGAAAAGGAACUUAAAGAAAUGGAGGAGAAGUUUACUAGAAGAACGGAGGACAUGAAGAAGAAACAUGAAGAGGACGCCAGAAGGAAAGCUGAAGAGUUUAAUGAAUUUGAACAGGAAUUCAAGAAGAAACUUGCAGAUCAGGAUGAAGAGCAUAAGAAACAAAUGGGUGACAAAGAUAAGCAAUAUGACACAUUAAAGGCUCUUUCAGAUCACAAUGAAGAAGAAAAGAGGAAAAAACAUCGAGCUCAAAUUUGUGACUUAAUGAAAAGUGUGAACAGAAAGAGAGGAAAUCUGAACAAAAUCAAGGAGUUACUGGACAAACAGGAACAAGAAAUGAAGCAGAUAGAAACUGAAGAGGAAACAAAAUAUCUGCAGCAAAAACAUGAGGAAGAAAUUAGUGACUUGAUACAGAAACUGUUGGGUGAAGAUGACGAAUUUUGUUCCAUUUUAUGAAGAGAUUUGUUUUCUAACAGCUUGCUAUGUCAUCAGAAGCCAAGGCAACACUGUUCUUUUUGAGUAUUUCAUGUCUGUAGAUGUGCAACGGGAAAAAUACUCCACUCGUUAGAGUUGCUGUGCAGGAGUGUGCAAGAUAACGAGAUGAGAACAUCCUGAGCCUCUGUGUCAUCGAGUGGUAGCCCUAAAAGGGGCAGAACCCACUAGUAUGAAGGAAGCUUGCACAGAGUAAAAGACAGUGAGGAUUUAGCAGUUUGUAUAGCUGUAUGAUUGUCUCUUCUUGGCCAAGUUUAAAUAAAUAUACCACGAGGCUGAUAUUCUCUCAUUGAGGUCUUUGUUCAUUUCCACAACAAUCAGCACAGAGCAGUUUGAGUGUCGGCUUCAUUUGUUCUACUUUCAUUUGGUUAACUGAAAAGAAGGAAAGAUUUCACUGUAGUGAUUUGCAGUGGACUAACUUGUAAUCAAACCAAAGCCACAGAAACACCUCAGACUGUCAGGUGUUCCAGUCAGCAGCCUCUUCAACAUCAAACUGUUCGUAACCAUAGCAACAGUACUGACGCUUCAGGCUUUAGCAGUUAGCACAAACUAUAAGGCUGUUCCAUAACUACAACAAAGACCACAUGUAGUUAUUAAGUAUGUAAUUCCUUUAUUGUUGUUUUCUUUUCUCUUAAUGAAAAAUGUGAUGAUGAUGAUGAUGAUGAUGAUGAUCUUUGUUUUCUUCUGAAUCUGAGACAAAAUGUGAUGUUUGUGUUGUGAGUUAAAUGUUUUGAUGUGAUUUUUUCUGUUUUCUGUGCAGAUCACAAAUAUCAGAGCAAAUGUUAAAUAUUAAACAUGUUAAACCACUCAUGAUGAUGACACAGAUCGACAUUACAGACGGGGAAUAAUUCAGAUGGAUCUUCAGUCUUAUGUUCUGUAUUUGAUCUUUGGGUCCUUUAUCCUUCUAAAAGAUGAAUAAAGUGUUUUACUGCUG